AUGGAUCCUUCCUCCGCCCUCUCCCGGGGCUGGCUUCAAGCCACGUUCUUUGGCGAGGAGGCCGCCACAGAGAAAUUUCCUAGUCCAGUCGUCCAGAUCUUGGUCGUGAAAAGCAUUCCUACCGAAGGUGGUGUCGAUAGGCAUCGUCUCGUCCUGAGUGACGGAGAUUUGUUCUGCCAGGCCAUGGUCGCAACCCAGUCUCACUACCUCAUUGCCGACCAACAACUAGAGCCCCUCAAGAUUGUUCGGAUCAAGCAAUAUCAGAAGAAUGUGAUUAAGCAGAAGCGCAUUAUGGUGAUUCUCGACCUUGAGCUACCUUCGGUUGGCCAGGAGGACCAGAUCCAGCCCAUUGCUGGCGCCAGCUUUUACGGCAACAAGACGGAAGAGAAGAAGCCCCCGCGGCCCUCCGACAAACCCAACCUCAACAUUUAUCCCAUCGAGGCGCUCUCCCCAUUCUCUAGCAAAUGGACCAUUCGGGCUCGUGUGAGCGCCAAGUCGGAUAUCAGAACCUGGCAUAGGAACAAUACCGAUGGAAAGCUCUUCAGCGUCAAUUUGCUUGACGAGACCAGCGAGAUCAAGGCCACUGGCUUCAACGAACAAGUCGACGAGUUCUACAACCUCCUCCAGCCCGGCCAAGUCUAUUACAUCUCCACCCCUUGUAGGGUUCAGUUCGCCAAGAAGCAGUUCACAAACCUUCCCAACGAUUACGAGCUGACAUUUGAGCGGGGAACCAUUAUCGAGAAAGCUGAUGAUCAGUCCAGCGUGCCCCAGCUACGUUUCGCAUUCUGCAACCUGGCCGAUCUUGAGAAGGUGGAAAAGGAUACCACCGUGGAUGUCAUUGGCGUCCUGACAAAGGUGCACGACGUCGCGAGUCUCGUAUCUAAAACCACAAAUAAGCCAUAUGACAAGCGUGACCUCACCCUUGCCGACGACAGUGGCUUCGAUACUCGCUUGACCAUUUGGGGCAAGCAGGCCACCUCAUUCGACGUCAAACCUGAGUCAGUAAUUGCCUUCAAAGGUGUCAAGGUCUCCGAUUUCAAUGGACGCAGUCUCAGUCUUCUCAACUCUGGCACCAUGUCUGUAGAUCCCGAUAUCCCGGAUGCCCAUCGUCUCAAGGGCUGGUAUGAUUCACAAGGCCGGACGCAGGCGUUUUCGAAUCACAGCAACCUGGGCGGAAUGGGGAAGGCGACGGGGCGUAAGGACGAUACCAAACUGAUAAGUCAGGUCAAGGACGAAAACCUCGGCAUGGGCGACGAGCCGAGCUACUUCUCUCUCAAAGCGACCGUGGUAUUUAUAAGGCAAAAGAGCUUCUGCUACCCCGCUUGCUCCAACACAGCAGCCACCCCACCCUGCAACAAGAAAGUUGAGAAGAUUAGCGAUGAUGCGUGGCGCUGCGAGAAAUGCUCCAUGAACUUUCCCAAACCCAGUUAUCGCUUCAUCCUCGGCAUCAACGUUGCCGAUCAUACUGGACAAACGUGGCUCAGCUGCUUUGACGAUGUUGGCCGCCUGAUCACGGGGACGACAGCUGACCAGAUCAUGGAGGUCAUGGAGGACGGCGGCGAGGCUGCAGCGGCUCACAUCUUUGAAGAGUCAAAUUGCCGCACGUAUAAUUUUAGAUGUCGUGCCAGGAAGGAAAUCUUCCAGGAGACGGAAACUGUCCGGUACCAAGUCCUCAGCGCAACACCUGUGGAUUUCAAGGCGGAGGGUAACAAGCUCGCGGAGCUCAUCAAGCAGUACAGCAUCAACUAG
Messenger RNA from Parascedosporium putredinis, 1749 nucleotides. The record is from the annotation of a GenBank genome assembly. NCBI's taxonomy places the organism in Eukaryota, Fungi, Ascomycota, Sordariomycetes, Microascales, Microascaceae.